Molecule: messenger RNA, 7131 nt
Organism: Pristis pectinata (smalltooth sawfish)
Lineage: Eukaryota; Metazoa; Chordata; Chondrichthyes; Rhinopristiformes; Pristidae
Gene: ppp2r2d
Product: protein phosphatase 2, regulatory subunit B, delta
Exons: 10
Coding region: 808-2157 (449 amino acids)
Biological process (GO): peptidyl-serine dephosphorylation
Cellular component (GO): protein phosphatase type 2A complex; cytosol
Molecular function (GO): protein phosphatase regulator activity; protein binding
Source: RefSeq, a predicted model, not a curated record
UGUCAUAUGCAGAAGUACAUGUAUGUAUAGAUACAAUGAAAAACUUAGCUACAGCAGCAUCACAGGCAUAGCAUCAGAUAAACAGCAUUCACAAGAAAACACUAAUCACAAUUCCUACAAGAAAGAACAAAAUUAGAACAAAACAAAAUGCAUUGCAGUGCUAAGUGGUAAUAAGUGUUGCUAACACUGAGGUGGUGAUUUGGGUUGUGCUGUUUGGUUCAAGAACCAAAUGGUUGAAGGGAAGUAGCUGUUCUUGAACCUGAUGUGGGACUUAAACCUGGUGGUGUGGCCUUCUGCGCCUCCUGCUCAGUGGUAGCUGCGAGAAGAUGACAUGGCCCAGGUUGGAGGGCAUCUUCGAUGGAUGUCGCCUUCUUGAGGCAGCACCUCCUGUAGAUACCACCUGUAGAUGGUGGGGAGGGACGUGCCCGUGGUGGACUGGGCGGAGCCCACCGCUCGCUGCAGCUUCCUACCAUCCUGCGCAUUCGAGUUCUUCUCCCCUUCAUGUGCUGACCGACUGACAGCCUGAUUGACAGGACCACGCGCGCGCCCAGCAACACACGCGCGCCCCCGCCCCCACGCGCGCGCGCCCACACGCACGUACACGCGCGCGCGCGCUGCCCCUUUAAGGAGCCCGGCGGCGCGCGCCGUGCGACGUCACUGAAUCAUGUCGUCGGGCGGUGUCCGCCAUCUUGGCAGGUCGCUGUCGGUCCGCCGGCGCUGAUCGAUGUUUCCCUCCUCGCCAUCGUCUUCCGAACCAAGCCGCCGGGAAGCACCCACCCGCCCAGCCGGCGGGAGCAACUGAAGGCCAUGGCAGGGGUCGGAGUUGGCGGCAACAACGACCUGCAGUGGUGCUUCUCCCAGGUGAAAGGCGCCGUCGACGAGGACGUGGCGGAAGCGGAUAUUAUUUCUACUGUUGAAUUCAACUACUCUGGAGACCUACUAGCAACUGGGGAUAAAGGCGGCAGAGUUGUUAUUUUUCAACGAGAGCAAGAGAGUAAAAGCAGACCUCACCAUAGAGGAGAAUACAAUGUUUACAGUACAUUUCAGAGUCAUGAACCGGAGUUUGAUUAUUUGAAAAGUCUAGAAAUUGAGGAAAAAAUUAAUAAAAUCAGGUGGUUACCCCAACAGAAUGCAGCUCAUUUCUUACUGUCUACAAAUGAUAAAACUAUAAAAUUGUGGAAGAUAAGUGAAAGAGACAAACGAGCAGAAGGUUACAAUUUGAAGGAAGAAGAUGGAAGAUUUAGGGAUCCUAUCAGAAUAACCACUUUACGGGUGCCUGUACUGAAACCUAUGGACUUGAUGGUAGAAGCAAGUCCCCGAAGAAUAUUUGCAAAUGCACACACAUAUCACAUUAACUCAAUUUCAGUAAAUAGUGACUAUGAAACCUACCUUUCCUCAGAUGACCUUAGAAUCAACCUCUGGCAUUUAGAAAUUACAGAUAGAAGUUUUAACAUUGUAGAUAUUAAACCUGCUAACAUGGAAGAGCUGACAGAAGUUAUUACAGCAGCAGAAUGUCAUCCUCAUCAGUGCAAUGUGUUUGCCUAUAGUAGUAGUAAAGGGACUAUAAGACUCUGCGAUAUGCGUGCUGGUGCCCUGUGUGACAAGCACUCAAAAUUCUUUGAAGAACCAGAAGAUCCAAGUAGUAGAUCAUUUUUCUCUGAAAUCAUCUCCUCAAUUUCUGAUGUAAAGUUUAGCCAUAAUGGUCGGUACAUGAUGACAAGAGACUAUUUAUCUGUUAAGGUAUGGGAUGUUAAUAUGGAAACCAGACCAGUGGAAACGUACCAGGUACACGAAUACCUGCGGAGUAAAUUAUGUUCUUUGUAUGAGAAUGACUGCAUCUUUGACAAAUUUGAGUGUUGCUGGAAUGGCUCAGACAGUGCUAUCAUGACUGGCUCAUACAACAACUUCUUCCGAAUGUUUGAUAGAAAUACCAAACGUGACAUCACACUUGAAGCAUCUCGAGAAAGCAGUAAACCACGUGCCAUCUUGAAACCACGUAAGGUUUGCACAGGUGGAAAAAGGAAGAAAGAUGAAAUUAGUGUUGAUAGUCUGGACUUCAACAAGAAGAUUCUGCAUACAGCUUGGCAUCCUAAAGAGAACAUCAUAGCUGUUGCUGCAACUAAUAAUUUGUAUAUAUUCCAGGACAAAGUAAAUUAAAAUUGGCUUGUUUUAGUCCAAGACAUUCUCGCUUGGUUCAGUCUUGCCAUUCUUUUUAACUUUGCAGAACCAGAUCUUUUUCCUUAAUCUAUUUGAUCCAUUAACCUUCUGGUACAACUGCGGAAGUAACAUUUACCUAUUUGUUCAUUCAGUUUUGUGAUGCAUUUCCACCUUCAGUCAGGAUGUUACUAUCAUCACCUAUAUCUCUAGAUGUGAGAAGCCAACCAGAAGCAAACUGGAAAGACGGUGCUGGAUAUGAGGCCAUCUCUCCGAUCAUGAUAUAAUCAAGUCUGAACUUUCCUUUAUAAUAGAAGACCAACAGAGAAUCACAAGGCAUAGUUUAAUGUCUGUGUAAUCUAUUCUUCCUGUAUAUUUUAGGCCUUUUGAACAAGACUUGUGCUUGAUUAAGCCUAUAAAACAUUCCUCCUCUGGCCUCAUGCCUUUUGGUUUAAGUGUCCUGAGCAUGAAUGCUUUAAUGGGCUUUGAGCAGGUUCAGCAGAUGUUUUAUCCCUGAUAACAUUUGCUCAUCAACUACCUAUAACCACACCAACUUGUGUAAAAAGCACUUAAUAAAUUAACAUAAACCAGAAAGAAUGUGUUUUUAAAUCUGAAAUUAUGGAUGUAGAUUUGUGAUUUUUUUUGCAAUGUGUCCUGGAAAAGAUGGUUUGAAGUAACUGCAUUUAACAUUGGUUACAUUACACUUUCUCAGCACAGCAGAAUAAGUGGCAUUAUAGUACGACACUAGAAAUUUGAUUUGUACCAUGUUUCACAGAACCAAUAGCUGAAAAAUCUAACUAAAUGUUGUGGUGAAAAAAAGUUAUAUUUUUAUAGUCUUCAGAAAAUCAUUCAAAUGUUUUUUGUUUCUUUUAUCUGGAUAACCAACUCAACCAGAACUGGAAAAAUUAAGCAAGUUCUCUUACAUUUCCUACAAAAGAAAAUAUAUGAAAGUGCUUCCCUGAGUUUUGAUAUUGCUGGAAAUUGGCAGUAAUUCUAUACCUCAUCAUGUAUCUAAAUUACAGAUUAUUUGUUGCAUUGUGCUAAUAACAGUAUUAUUUAAACCGAAAAGGGAUAAAUAUACAUGUUAAGUAUUCUUUUUCAUCCACAAUGUUAGAGAAGCUAUUAUGUUCACACUAUUACCAUAUUUAUUCUGUAUGCCAUGCUUGCUGCUUCUAUUUUCUGUGUGUAUCUUUAUUUCUCUCGAGGGCAUGCAGACAAAUGCACACAAACACAAAUUUUAAAGCAUAUUUUGGUAAGGAAAAUUAUUAAAUGUUUGCUUACAGUUCUCCCUCCACAGCUAACCCAUCUCUGUUAAUAAAGUUUGCAUUGGUGUAAACUUGUGUUUUCAUACAAUCUCCUGUAUAUAAGGUUGCAUUUAUGCAGUCAGUACACUUAAAAUUUCUUUCAAAAACCAUUACCACUUUUUUCCCCCAUAAGUACUAGCUGUAACUCAGUGGAUACCACUCUGGGCACUGAAUCAUAGGUGUUUGGUUUAAGUUUCACUUUAGAAACUCCUGCCUAAAUAGUUAGAUGAGCAUUCCAUUGUAGUACUCAGUGCUGCACUGUGCUGAGUUGCAAAAAAGCCCAUGGCACAAUUUCAAAGACCUGAUGAGUUUCCUUUGAUGUUCUGGAUUUUAAUAUCAAUAAAACAAUAUCUGGUCAUGUCAAUUUGCCACUUGCAAGAGCUUCCUUUGAGCAAACUGUUUGCCACAUUUCCUAAAAAGUGGUUAUACUUCAAAAUGAAGGUGUAAAUUAUUGUAAAAUGCUUUGGGUUAUCCUGAGAUCAUGAAAGGUACCAUAUGAAUGUAAGCCUUCAUCAUUUGACUUUUCUGCUCCUCCCAAGACCCCAAGUCUAUCUGUGCAGAGGCUGCUCGCACAGUGAUAGCUUUACUAAUAAGUGCUUAGGAUAUAUGAUUUAAUUUCAACUUUGAUCAAGUAUUUUAAAGCUUUUUUUGAAAAACAUUUCAAUGUAUGGAACAUUUCGGUGUCCAAAAUAAUUAGCUUGUAAAGCCUUUUGGCAUUGGUAAUAAUGCAUGAAAAUGGAAGGGUGGUUAUGAUAAAUUACAAUAUUAUUGAAAGCAAUAAUAAUUUCAAAGGUUCCUAUCAUAUUUUGUAUGAAGUGCACAAAAAGCUGUAUAAAUCAAUGUUGUAAUGAUCUUACUGUCUAUAGAUUGAACUUUAUAAUAUGUACUUGCAGCUUCCAAUGUGUUCUAACAAUGUGAAAAUGCUUUGAAAAUACAAGUAGGAACAUUGUAUUGCAGGUGUAAAUGAGCUGUAAUGGUAUACUCAAUUUAAAUUGUGCUUUAGUUUAGCACAUUUAAGCAUUAGGUUUGACCUGGUGCCAAAACAAUUUCAAGUGUGCUUUUUAAAAAAAAGUAUAUUGCAUGUGCCUUUUUAUUUCUCUUUUUAAUAUAUACAUAUAAUUAUUUAAUACACUUUGUGUAAAAUCUGUUUUAGAUUUUAAGUUGUAUAUGGUAAAUGAUAAAGUUCUAAGUAAAUGGUUCCUUUAUAAAACUGUACACAAGAUUUGUGAGAGUAAUUAGUUUGUAGAAUCAAAGUGGAAUUAAAAAUUGGGAAACUUAGGAUGCAAAAUCACUUCUGUUCCUGAAUACUAUAUGGAUUAUGGCUUUCUUUUCAGUACAUAAGAUUAAAUCUCUCAUGAUAAUUACCACCAAUACACAUGAUUUAAUUUAGACUUCAUCACUUGCUAAAUAAAGCCAUUUAUCUGCUUCAUUUGUUUAGAUGUAGUAUAUCAGUUUCAGGAUGUGGAGGCCAGGAAAAAUUGAUUUAGAGCUGUAAUUAGCUCGUGUACCUAAUAUUUCAUAGUUUAUUAGGGAAAAAGUAAGUAUCUAAAAGUAUUCAGCUUUGUUAUUUCUAUCUUCUCUAUUCUAGUUCAUUUAUGUUCAGUCUUUUAAAUCUAUUUUCUACAUAUUCUCUGGUUAGUAUGUUAUUAAAUGACAGCCACAUUGUCUUGAUCAUACUUUAAAACUUCUGAAUUCUCAUACAAAUAAAUAUUGCUGUUUCAGGCACUAAAACGCCUUCAGUCAUUAUACUAUUGCCUCAAAAAAACUCCCAUCAGCUGAAUGCAUGAAUUGUAGUAAUAUGUUCAAUUUCAAUAAAAGUUAAUUAGGGGAAAGUCUAGUUAUUUAGGAACUACAGCAGAUAAAUUUUCAGGAGCACUAAUUCUUUAUGUAUGUAGUUCCUACUAUUUACCUGUUCUACUUAGGGGAAUAUCUUUUGCAAAAUUCUGCUUUUUGAGACACAGUUAGCCCAGAAUUUCCUGUCAGCAUUAAACCAGCUGCACUCUUGCUGCUGACUUGCAUGGAAAGUACAACCUUACCUUUUGUGGAUCUCUCAUUGCCAACUUGCACCCUCAAACAUGCCCAGUUCUCAAUGGAGUUACCCUGUGUAGUGAUAGUGCCUGUGCACAUUUCAAAAGCAAUGGGGGAAAAAAAUUAAGCCUCAAAAAUGCAAUACUUCUAAGUUGUUAAUUUUAGUUGAAUUCAAUUAAUUCAAAACAAACUAAAUUGUUCACUACUACUUCCCCACAUAACCAUUUCUCUCCAUUCAUGAUUGGGGAAUUCACUUGCAGAACAAGAGUCUCCAAUGUAAAUGCAGAGCACUUGGUGCAACUUUUCAUUCUACUUCUAGAUUUCAUGAAGAGUCCAACAUCAGAGCAUGGUGUGGAAAAAGCUAGUGUUCACCUGGGAAUCCCAAGCUUGCCUACUGCCUUAUGUGGGGAAAUCCUGGUUUAUUGUUUUACAACUGAUGUUAAUACAGAGCAAUUUAAUAAUACAGCACAGAUUGUGACCAUUUGGCCAUUAAGCCAGCACUGGCUCCUUCCAUUUAGUCUCUCUCCAUGUUUUCUCUUCAUCCCUGUAAUUUUUCUCAAAGUAUUUUUGCUAAUGGCUCUUAAAAGCUAAAAUUGAACUUGCAUUCAUAACUGGGUCAGGAAAAAUCCAGUCAGGUUCCUAUUGUAUCAGUUAAAUAGAUAGAUCCUGUUGCAAUGUAAAAAAUUAAUAACCAGCAGAUGCUGGAAAUCUGAAAUAGAAACAGUAAGGGCUAGAAACAUUCUGCAGGUCAGGUAGUGUCUAUCAUCCUACAUGAAAUAUUGAUUCUGUUUUUCUUUGCACAGAUGCUGCCUGACCUGUUUCUCUUGCAUUUUCUGUUUUUAUUCUUGUUGGAAUAUGAUUUUUCAAAGAUGUUGCCAAUGAGUUAACUUUUAUUUUUAUAUCAUUUGUAUAGUGACACUUUGUGUUGUUGUUGUUGUUGUUGUUGUCAUGAUGAUGAUGUACUCCUGAGGUAUAAUGGGACUAUAUGAUGAUUCACUGCUUGACAGUAGCAGUAUGUUCAUGAAUGUCAGGAAUUCCUCUUUCAUUGCCAAAUAUCAGUGGUAUUUCUACUUGAGUGAUGUAAGUGCUGCUAGCGGAAAUCACUUCAUUCAGUCACUAAUUCAGGGUUCUGUACACGUUUUCUUUUGUAAAGUGAAUGAUUGAAAGUAAGUUAAAGCAGCAACGCUUGUCCUUUCGGGGAUAAAAAAACAUGUAUCCAAAUUUUGCCUUCGUUGUUCAUUUCUCUUGUAUCUAAUUGCCAUCCUUGCAUGUUUGACCUAAAGUAUUUGAAAUCACAAAAUCUUCAUUGAUAUAUUGUAUUGAUAUAUUGAUGUAUUGAGUUUUUUCCAGCAUUUUUUUUCUUGAUUUCUAGCAUCUGCAGAUUUUCUUAUUUGCAUUUAUAAAAUUUCAAUUUUCAGGGGAAAGUGGGCUAGAAUGAUAGAAAAAUGGAAGGCUAUGUGGGAGGGAAGGGUUAGAUAGAUCUUAGAGCAGGAUAAAACGUAGGCACAACAUUGUGGGCCGAAGGGCCUGUACUGUGCUGUAAUGUUCUAAAAAAAUAUAUAUUACAGGCUUCCAAAUCAUUUAUUUACCUUUCUACUGUCUAUGAUAUUGCUUUAGAUAAAAUUAAAACGUUUUAAAUUUGUUC